Molecule: messenger RNA, 1179 nt
Organism: Microtus ochrogaster (prairie vole)
Lineage: Eukaryota; Metazoa; Chordata; Mammalia; Rodentia; Cricetidae
Product: Y-linked testis-specific protein 1-like
Biological process (GO): gamete generation
Source: RefSeq, a predicted model, not a curated record
UCCCUUGAAGGUGGGUUCACUAUCUUCACAGCGGCUGUGGAGGCCGGUUCAGCUCCUGAGCCCCGCGGUUGUUUAGCAGGCUUUUGGCGCCUAAACGUUUCCAGAAGACGGAAUCUGGACAACUAGGACAUUUUCUUUCGGCACUCAUGGUGGAGGCAACGACUCUGCAUCUGGUUUAAACAGACGAGUUCUUCCAACCCAGAGAGUGGGCAGCUAUGAAGCCCAAGCACAGAACGAUAGCCACAAGACAGUGGACCCGGAGUGCUGUGGCCUACCGCACUAGGUCUGCAGCCAUGAUUGAGAUGCCUCUGAGUAUGAGAGGCUGGCCACCUCUCCAGAAGAGGGAUGGGUCAUAUCUCCAGAAGAAGGACGGGUCAUCUCUCCAGAAGCAAAAACUGGGCAGACCUUUAGAGGUCCUGGAGAACAUUGUUGGCCACAGAAUUUCUCAUGGAUGGAAAGAAGGCGAUGAGCCAGUCACCCAGUGGAACGCCAUCGUUCUAGACCAACUGCCGACAAAUCCCCCCCUCUAUUUGUUGAAGUACAAUGGGAUUGAUUGUGUCUACGGAUUGGAGCUUCACCACGAUGAAAGGAUUUUACAGCUGAAGAUCCUGCCCAAUAAAGUGUCAUGUCCUCGGGUGACAGACACCCACCUCACAAACAGCAUAGUUGGCAGAGCCGUGACACACGAAUUCGAGGGCACAAAUGGCUCUAAGGAUGGGUGGAGAGGGGUGGUCCUAAACGAGGUGCCGAUCAUGAAGACCUGGUUCUACGUUACCUAUGACAAAGAUCCGGUCUUGUACAUUUACCACCUCCUGGAUGACUACAUUGCAGGCAACCUCCACAUCAUGCCAGAGAGGCCUCCAGUAGAAGUGACAUCGGGAGUAGGCAGGGAUGUCGUGAUAGGCAAAUGUGUGCAGCAAAGCAAAAACGACGGAACCAUAAAGACGGGCAAAAUCGUUUACCAAGUUCCCACCAAACCUUCCAUGUAUUUCGUCAAGUUUGAAAAAGACACCCUUAUCUAUGUCUAUGAUGUGAGGAUGAUCCAGUAAAGUGAAAGUCACAAAGUGUGGAGGGGCAGACAUAAAAUUUUGUUUGGGGAGAAUGCUCUUUUUUUUUUUUCAGAGAUACCUAAGGUCCUCUAAUAACCCCGGUAUCUUUUUCAAUGGAACUUGUCUUGCU